GACAGACAGACACACUCACACUCACACUCACACCUCUGCCACGGGAUACACACUCACACUCACACACACACCUCUGCCACAGGAUACUCCUGCCACUAGUCUACCAAGAGUUAGAAGGACACUAAAGAGCUACGAGUGUGUUAGAGAGAGGAAAUUCUAACUGCAGGCUUCAGGUUAACAACAGGUUAACCAGUGCAGAUAUUUAAUACCUGCAGCAGUCUACACCUGUCAGGAAAUAAACGUUUAUCUUAAGAGUGAUCAGAGCUUUUUCCAAGAUAACGGUUUUCCUCCAAGAAGCUCCCAGGAUUUCAACACUUAACGUAAGCUGUUUUCUCAACAAAGCACAUCGCUUACAUUCGGAUACACAUCGGACCAAAACUUCCAGGAAUCUCGCUGCCUUCUACGCAAGACUCUCACGCUUGGCUCCGGCUCUUGGACAGGAGUAGGAAUCUCCGCGGAGGAGGGCGGUGAGUUGAAAAGAGCCGCGCAGAGUCCGCAGCGGAGGAGAGGAGAGGAGAAGAGAGGAGAAGAGAGGAGAGGGAACCACCAGGCGCCGUGUCCACUGUCUUCCGUCAUGAGUCUGGCAGGCACGUUGGAGAAGGGGGCCCACCACCAGGCCCUGGACCUGUCUGAGGAGUUGCCCCCGCACUCCCACAACAACCACCACCACCUCCACCCGCACCACCACCACCACCACCUCCAGCUGCAGCUCCAGCAGUCCAACUCCCUGGCCUCCACGGCCCCAGCCGGGACCCCCGUCAGCGGGUCGGGCGUGGUGGUGCCUCCACCGUACUCCCUGGGCGAGGGGGGGUCCGUGGGCGGCGGCGGCGGGGGCGGUGGGGGCGGCGGGGGUUCGGACGCUCCGCUGGAGCUACGCGGCUCGCUGGACUGCUGGGCGUGCUCCGUGCUGGUGACCGCUCAGAACCUGAUCAUCGCCGCCAUCAACGCCUGCCUGGCCGGAGUGGUGUUCGGUGUGAUCCUCACGCCCGCCAUCGUCAUGGUGGUCUUCGGGUUCCUCUGCCACUCCACGGUGCGCCCCCACGGCACGGCGGACUACUGCUCUGAGCUGCUGACGGACGGCGGCUGCGUGGCGCUGCUGGUGGUGGGCUUCCUGCUGGUGACCCCUCUGCUGGUGCUGGCGCUGGCCGCGUACUGCCGCCUGGCGCGCCACCUGCAGCUGGGCCUCUGCUUCAUCCCCUACAGCCGCGCCGUCUACAAGAACCUGCCCGCCGCAACACACCGCGGCAUAGGGGGAGGGUGCUGCGGACCCAGGCCCAGCAAGAGCGAGCAGGGCAAGGGGAAGGUGUGGGUGUGAGGUGUGUGUGUGUGUGUGUGU
Messenger RNA from Sardina pilchardus (European sardine), 1336 nucleotides. RefSeq names its product transmembrane protein 88 b (gene tmem88b). The record is from RefSeq and is a predicted model, not a curated record. The coding region runs from base 575 to 1315 and encodes 246 amino acids. The transcript has 3 exons. Lineage: Eukaryota; Metazoa; Chordata; Actinopteri; Clupeiformes; Clupeidae.